Molecule: messenger RNA, 450 nt
Organism: Cantharellus anzutake
Lineage: Eukaryota; Fungi; Basidiomycota; Agaricomycetes; Cantharellales; Hydnaceae
Exons: 4
Coding region: 88-393 (101 amino acids)
Source: RefSeq, a predicted model, not a curated record
CAAUGGCUGCAACGCCUACAGCCUGUUCCAUACCAGCCUAAUCUCAAGGGCCCAACGCUCAUUUCUGACAGGGAGCGAAGACUCCUGAUGCUCCGGACAUUCCCCCACUCAGUAACUAGUACAGACGCCUUUCAGAUUAGGCUACUGCAUCAAAUAGAUGGGCUUUUUAGCCGCUCUGCAGGUGUUUCAUACCAGGGAAAACGAGGCCCAUUUGGUACAGUACACAUAGGAUUUAACAGAGCUAAUGGGAACAACCAGAAUUAUCCGUUCCUCACGGCUUAUCACCAGCAGAACCAAACCCUAGUCGACCAGUUCCUGAAUUCACAGGAAUUUCAACUCAUCAGGUGUAUUCCAAAAGUACAAACAGGUUCAGCAGUUUUGGGAGGCCUAUGAGCCUCUUCAGGUGAAAACCGUAGCCUCCUUGUUCUUUAGCGUUGCCAUCAAUGCACC